AUGUUCGCAGCAAUUUUGCUGCUCAGCGCCCUUAGUUUGCUUCAUCAUGCUUUCGCUGCACCGUUGAAGCACGACCCCUCAAGUGAUGCUUCACACAAGGCAGAUGAGCAUCGCCAGCUGGAGAGAUUGAAUUCGGCCAUUCGUGCACACAUGCGUCAUUCGCAUAGGGCUUCGAAAGGACAGGAAUCCGUCGCCGAGCGUGCCCUAAGACCAUGGGAGGUUCUUGUCCCUCAUCCUGUGGGUCCCCGUCCCAACCCCCGCCCCGGUUCUCCGCCUAGCCUUGUGCACACCGGGCGUCCAAAACCCCUAGGUCCUCGACCGAUGCCAAGGUCAAUAGGCGAGCUGGGAGAGGAACUUUUGGAUUGA
Messenger RNA from Cyclocybe aegerita, 366 nucleotides. The record is from the annotation of a GenBank genome assembly. Lineage: Eukaryota; Fungi; Basidiomycota; Agaricomycetes; Agaricales; Hemipholiotaceae.